Molecule: messenger RNA, 1536 nt
Organism: Acytostelium subglobosum LB1
Lineage: Eukaryota; Evosea; Eumycetozoa; Acytosteliales; Acytosteliaceae
Exons: 1
Coding region: 1-1536 (511 amino acids)
Biological process (GO): post-translational protein targeting to endoplasmic reticulum membrane
Cellular component (GO): TRC complex; membrane
Molecular function (GO): protein binding; molecular adaptor activity
Source: RefSeq, a predicted model, not a curated record
AUGGAACCAAUCAAUCAAGAAGAGAACACACAAACUGUUGCCACAGAGGAGGUCGCUGUCGUUGAGCCAAAGGUUGAGCCUGAGGCUGAGGUCCAGAUUGAGGCCCAGACUGAGGUUCAAGCUGAGGCUGAGAAUGUCGUCGAGCCAGCACCUGUUGCUGAGGAGCAGCCCGCUGCCAUCGAGGAGGUCAAGGAGGAGCAAGUUGCUGCCGUCGAGGAGCCAGUUGUUGUCGAGGAGCAGCCAGCAGUUGUCGAAGAGGCCAAGGAAGAGCAACCAGCUGCCCCCGUCGAGGAGGAGCAACCAGUUGCCGUCGAGGAGCAACCAGCUGUUGUUGAGGAGAUCAAGGAGGAGCCUGUUGUUGUCGAGGAAGUCAAGCAGGAGGAGCAACCAGCUGCUGCAGUCGAGGAGAUCAAGGAGGAGCCAGUUGCUGUUGUCGAGGAGCCAGUCGCUGCCGUUGAGGAGCCAGUUGCUGCUGUUGAGGAGCCAGUCGCUGCUGUCGAGCCUGUUGCUGUCGAAGAGCCAGUAGUUGUUGAGGAGCCAGUUGUUGAGCAACCUCAAGCAGUUGUAGAGGAGCCAGUUGCUGCUGUCGAGGAGCCAGUCGCUGCUGUCGAGCAACCAGCCGUCGUCGCUGCUGUUGAGGAGCCAAAGAUCGAGGAGGAGGAUGUCGCUGUUGUUGAGCAGCCAGCUGUUGUAGAGGCACCAGUCGUUGCCCCCGUUGAGGAGCAACCAAAGAUCGAGGAGGAUGAGGAAGAGGAGAAUGUUCAAGUCGUUCAGCCUGCCGUCGAGGAGAUAAAGGCAGAGGAGGUCAAUCAAGAGACCCCAGCAGCACAGGAACAAGAGACACAAUCAACACCAGCCAGCAACGAGCACAUCCACAUGAAUGGAACCACAUCUUCACCAUCGACCACAUCAACAAUUCAACAAGAGGCUGUCGCCGAGCCAGACCCCAACAUCCUGUCAGACACUGAACUGUCCGUCCACUACAAGAACGAAGGUAACGAGUACUUCAAGCAUGGAUGCUACACUCAAUCGAUCGACAGCUACACCAAGUCGAUCCAACACAGCCCAUCGCACAUGGUCUACUCGAACCGCUCAAUCUCCUUCUUCAAGCUGCAAAAGUACCCACAGUCCCUGGAGGAUGCCAACUCGUCGAUUGGCAUGAACGCCAACUGGGGCAAGGGAUACCUCCGCAAGGGUAUCGCCCUGGUGGCCCUGGGUCGCCAUCAGGAGGCCAAGGAUGCCUUCGUGCAGGGUAUCAAGGUGGAGCCAGAGAACCAGGAUCUUCACAACAACUUGAGGGUCGUCAUGGAGAAGCUCAACCCAUCUGCUGCCAAGUCCCAAACCUCACCAGUCGCCAAGGCUGCCACCAAGCCAACUGACGCCUCCACCAAGACUGAGGCAACCAAGGACAACCAAGUCGGACAGAGCCGUUACUCAUCCAGCAUGCUGGCAAUAUUCGGAGUUGGUGCCGUUGGUGUCCUGGCCUUCCUCUUCAAGAACAGUGUCAGACAAGUUGUCCAGAGGUUAUUUAAAUAG